Suricata suricatta (meerkat) is the source of this 4250-nucleotide messenger RNA. It is a transcript of the gene PML, whose product is annotated as promyelocytic leukemia. Gene Ontology annotation, cellular component: nucleoplasm; chromatin; PML body. The coding region runs from base 115 to 2748 and encodes 877 amino acids. Gene Ontology annotation, biological process: positive regulation of DNA-templated transcription; PML body organization; intrinsic apoptotic signaling pathway in response to DNA damage. The transcript has 9 exons. Gene Ontology annotation, molecular function: zinc ion binding; ubiquitin-protein transferase activity. Lineage: Eukaryota; Metazoa; Chordata; Mammalia; Carnivora; Herpestidae. The record is from RefSeq and is a predicted model, not a curated record.
UCGGGCCGACUCUGACCGACUCCGGAAACUUGGCCCUCUGGCGCCUGCGUCUCAUUCCGCUUCUCCUCCCGCCCCUCAAGCUCAAAACCCAGAAUCGAAACUGUGCUGUGAUCCAUGCAGCGGGAGCCUGCACUCGCCCGAUCUCCGGGUCCCCAGCAAGACCCCGCACUGCCCCCCACACCCACCAUGCCUCCCCCGGAGUCCGUCUCCGAAGGCCACCAGCCCAGCCCCAGCCACAGCCCCACGGAGAAAGCCGUGGAGGAGGAGUUCCAGUUCCUGCGCUGCCAGGGCUGCCAGGUAGAAGCCAAGUGCCCCAAACUGCUGCCUUGUCUGCACACGCUGUGCUCAGGAUGCCUGGGGACGCCGGGCAUGCAGUGCCCCAUCUGCCAGGUGCCCGGGCCCACAGGCAUGGACUCACUGGCCCUGGAUAACAUCUUCUUCGAGAGUCUGCAGCGGCGCCUGUCGGUGUACAGGCAGAUCGUGGACGCCCAGGCACUUUGCACCCGUUGCAAAGAGACGGCGGACUUCUGGUGUUUCGAGUGUGAGCAGCUCCUCUGUGCCAAGUGCUUCGAGGCACACCAGUGGUUCCUCAAGCACGAGGCCCGGCCCCUGGCAGAGCUCCGCAGCCAGUCGGUGCAUGAGUUCCUAGAUGGCACACGGAAGUCCAACAACAUCUUCUGUUCCAACCCCAACCACCGCACCCCUAUGCUGACUAGCAUCUACUGCCGAGGCUGCUCCAAGCCGCUGUGCUGCUCCUGCGCGCUCCUGGACAGCGGCCACAGCGAGCUUAAGUGCGACAUCAGCGCAGAGAUCCAGCAGCGGCAGGAGGAGCUGGACGCCAUGGCGCAGGCGCUGCAGGAGCAGGACCACGCCUUUGGUGCGGCGCACGCGCAGAUGCACGCGGCUGUCAGCCAACUGGGCCGCAUGCGCGCAGACACCGAGGAGCUGAUCCACUCGCGUGUGCGCCAGGUGGUAGCGCAAGUGCUGGCCCAGGAGCAAGAGCUGCUGGAGGGAGUGAACGCGCGGUACCAGCAAAGCUACGAUGAGAUCGCGGGCCAGCUGGGCCACCUGGAGGCAGUGCUGCAGCGCAUCCGCGUGGGAGGUGCACUGGUGCAGAGGAUGAAGCGCUACGCCUCGGACCAGGAGGUGCUGGACAUGCACGACUUCCUGCGACAGGCACUCAGCCGCCUGCGCCAGGAGGAGCCCCAGAACCUGCAAGCUGCUGUGCGCACCGAGACUUUCGACGAAUUCAAAGUGCGCUUGCAGGGACUCGUCUCCUGCAUCACUCAGGCGACCGAUGCAGUUCUACCCAGGAGAGCCAGCCCAGAGGCUGCCAGGACUCCCAGGGACUCUCCUGACAUUGACUCGCCAGAAGAGAUUCCGAGCUCCCAGGCACAUGCCCCAGGGCUGGCUGAGCCCCAAACCAUGGCCUUGGUACAGUCAGUGCCCGGGGUACACCCAGUGCCCGUACAUGCCUACUCCAUCAAAGACCCCUCCUGCAGAGAGGACAUCUGCAACCCAGUCACUCCCCAGAAGAGGAAGUCCUGCCAGACCGAGUGCCCCAGAAAGGCUAUCAAGAUGGAGUCUGAGGAGGAGAAGGAGACACGGUUGGCCCGGAGCUCCCCCGAGCAACCCAGGCCCAGCACCUCCAAGGCAGUCUCGCCACCCCACCUGGACGGGCCCUCCAGCCCUCAGAGCCCCAUCAUCAGGAACGAGGUCUUCCUGCCCAACAGCAACCAUGCGACCGGCGAGCCUGGGGAGGCAGAGGAGCGCGUCGUGGUGAUCAGCAGCUCGGAAGACUCAGAUGCCGAAAACUCGUCUUCCCGGGAGCUGGACGACAGCAGCAGCGAGUCCAGUGACCUCCAACUGGAGGGCCCCAGCUCCUUGAGGGUCCUGGAUGAGAGCCUCGCCGACCCCCAAGCAGAAGACAGGCCCCUGGUUUUCUUUGACCUCAAGAUUGACAGUGAAACCCAGAAGAUUAGCCAGCUGGCAGCCGUGAACCGGGAGAGUGAGUUCCGUGUGCUCAUCCAGCCCGAUGCCUUCUUCAGCAUCUACUCCAAGGCCGUCUCCCUGGAGGUGGGGCUGCAGCACUUCCUCAGCUUCCUCGGCUCCAUGCGCCGCCCCAUCUUGGCCUGCUAUAAGCUGUGGGGGCCUGGCCUCCCCAACUUCUUCCGGGCGCUGGAGGACAUGAACAGGCUGUGGGAGUUCCAGGAGGUCAUCUCCGGCUUCCUGGCCGCUCUGCCUCUCCUCCGGCAGCGCGUGCCCAGGGCCAGCAGCUUCAAGCUCAAGAGUCUGGCCAAGACCUACCUAGCAAGAAACAUGAGCGAACGCAGUGCCUUGGCCGCUGUGCUGGCCAUGCGAGACCUGUGCCGCCUCCUCGAGGUCUCCCCGGGCCCCCAGCUGGCCCAGCACGUCUACUCCUUCAGCAGCCUGCAGUGCUUCGCGUCCCUGCAGCCCUUGGUGCAGGCGGCCGUCCUGCCCCGGGCUGAGGCCCGCCUCCUGGCCCUCCACAACGUGAGCUUCACCGAGCUGCUGGCCGCGCACCGCCGGGACCCGGAGCGGGGCUUGAAGAAGUACAGCCGCUACCUGAGCCUGCAGACCACCUUGGUGCCCCCCGCGCAGCGCGCUGCCAACCUGCAGGCCCUGAGCUCCUACUUCAAAGGCCUGUCGUCCGAGGAGCCCGUCUCGGCACGGGCAGAAGGCAUCGCUGGCCACAGCUUGGCAGAAAAAGCGUCCCAGCAGAGCUGAGAAGAGGCAAGGACUGUCUUGGAAUCUCAGGGGGCCAAGAACUAUGAAGUCCCUGAGCCAGGCCCUCAACCAUCAAGGCAUUUCCUGGCCCUGGUCCCCAGUAUGCAGUUGUCAUUUGGUCCAGGAUCCGUUCUCUCGGACCAAAUUGGAGCCCCACUGAGAAGGGUCCAAGUCCAAGUCCUAUCCCCCCAGGGGCCACCAGACCCCCAUGCAGGCUUUGGGAGCACCAGUGGGUUGCUUCAACAGACACCUGGUCCCUCUCCUCCAGGAGAAACUUGCCACUUGCCGCAACUCCUCCUGGACCCUGGCCACUGCCCUGGGGGACCUGCUGACAACCCCCGUGGACACUGCCUGCAACACCCCAUGGGCACCCAAAGUGCCUUUCAAACCAAACCGCUGUCAUGAGUUUGGGUUCUCCCACCACCUGCCUGCCUAAAGGCCACCUCCCUGUUCAUGUCUCCUUUGGGGAUAAAAAUGCAUUUUCAUCCCCACAGGCCUUCAUAUCUGCAGAGACAGAAUCUGCUGCCCUGUGGCUGUCCCAUCUUCCAGAGUCUGACCCUUCCAAGCUUCUUUCCUUCUGGCCACACAGACACCUCUCCUUUUAGUCAGGUUUUGCUUUUUGGUCCUCAGGCCAUCAGCCCCUCUCAGCACGGCUUUUGCUCUCUCCGCAGCGCCCUCCUCAGCCCCAUUAGGAAUGUCCUCUAGCCCAGGGUGUGGGCCACAUACAUCAGGAACCCGCAGUGUUGGCAUCCCGUGAAAGCCUCUACCCCAGACCUUUGGGAUUAGCAUCUCUGAGAGCUGAGCCCGGCAAGCUGCUUUAGCACACUCCAACGAUUCUGCUGCCUGCUAGGACACAGAACCAGCGCUCUGCUAGACCGCUUCCUGAAAGAGCAGCAGUGUGGAACUGCUGAGAAAGUCCUGGCCCCAACUGCGCACUUUGACAGUGAACCUAGGAAAAGACCCCUUCCUGAGCCCCGGUGUCCCCGCUGGGCCAAUUGGUUCCCAUCUGGUUCUGCCAUUUUGGGGCUUUGGGCAUGGACAGCAACCACCAAGCCAGUGGACAAGAUGAUUUUCAACUUAAAUCCUAGCUCUCAGCCCUAACCUAAGCUAAGGUCCUUGGUCUGUGGUCACACCAGAGGUCAGCAGCAGGACACAGCAAGGUCAAGGCCUUCCCUCUGACUAGCAGAACCACUGUCCCUCCCCAUCUCCUCUCCCUUCUUCCUUCCUUGGCUCUCACCAUGGGGACACAGCCCGGGCCUCCAGCCCCUAUUGCCUGAGUUUCACAGGAGUGAAGUCUGUGUGCCUGCACCUCAGCCCCCGUCCAGUAGGUGCCCUGGAGAUCCGCUAAGGGAUUACAUGGGAACCGGCUGCCACAGUGGGAGCGUUAGCUCUAACAGUGAACUCUGACACAUUUAAAAUAGCAUUCGAUGGGGCGCCUGGGUGGCUCAGUCGGUUAAGCCUCCGACUUCGGCUCAGGUCAGAUCUCACGUUCAUGGGUUCAA